AUGGUAUCACCAAAUACGGAUGAAGAUAUUCAUAAUCGAUUGAUUAACCAACAAAAUCAAAAUUCAUAUGAUUCGAUACCAUCUCACGUUCUUUCUUCUCAACAACAGCAAGGUCGAAUCCCUACACCUACAGGACCAACAAAAUUCAAUAUGACUUUUACAUUUUCUUUAUUCGCGAGUGCUGGUUCGUUACUUUUUGCUGGAACUGUCUGGUAUGUAAUGGCCAAUGCCGACUACCUCUUUUUCAUUUGGCAUCCUGUUUUAAUGGCAACGGUACUUCUUUUUACAACAAACGGAAUCCUCGUUCUUCAAACAGCUACAAAAAAAGAAGAAAGAGAAGCUGGACUCAAUUGGCAUAAGUUGAUUCAAAGUGUUACUUUUUUGAGUAUUAUUGGAGGUUUUUCAAUCGUUUAUUCUUUUAAGAAUAGUAAUAAUAAAGAACAUUUCACCAGCCCACAUGGAAAAUCUGGACUGAUUACAUUUAUAUUAUUGUUGGUUCAAACAAUGGCUGGUUCGAUUUUUGUUAAUUUUCCAGGUUUGGUAGGAGGAUUAGUUAAAGCUAAAGGAAUGUAUAAGUACCAUAGAUUUUCUGGUUAUGUGGUAUUACUUUUCGUUUACCUUACAGCUUUAGGUGGUACACAAUCUGAUUGGGUUAAAAAUCAAUUUGAUCACAUUUGGGUUUGGUUAUUGGCUACAAGUUUGGUAUUAAUAGGAGUUGUAGGCAGAACUAAAGGAAGUAAAUUGAAAGUUUGGUAA
Diversispora eburnea is the source of this 756-nucleotide messenger RNA. NCBI's taxonomy places the organism in Eukaryota, Fungi, Glomeromycota, Glomeromycetes, Diversisporales, Diversisporaceae. The record is from the annotation of a GenBank genome assembly.